This is a messenger RNA of Menidia menidia (Atlantic silverside), 978 nucleotides long. The record is from the annotation of a GenBank genome assembly. NCBI's taxonomy places the organism in Eukaryota, Metazoa, Chordata, Actinopteri, Atheriniformes, Atherinopsidae.
AUGGCUCAGAAAGGAGUUCAGCUGGACACAGAAAGCAUCUCCUGCUCCAUCUGCCUGGAGGUCCUGAAGGACCCGGUGACUAUUCCCUGUGGACACAGCUACUGCAUGAUCUGCAUCAAAGACCACUUUGAUGGAGAGGAUCAGAAGGGACUUCACAGCUGCCCUCAAUGCAGGAAACACUUCAUACCGAGGCCCGUCCUGGAGAAAAACACCAUGUUUGCAGCUUUAGUGGAGCAGCUGAAGAAGACUGGACUCCAAGCGGCUCCUGCUGACCACUGCUAUGCUGGACCUGAAGAUGUGGCCUGUGAUUUCUGCUCUGGGAGAAAACUGAGAGCCAGAAAGUCCUGUUUGAGCUGUGUGGCCUCUUACUGUGAGGAACACCUUCAGCCUCAUUAUGAUGUGGCUCCACUAAAGAAACACAAGCUGGUGGAGCCCUCCAAGAAGCUCCAGGAGAACAUCUGCUCUGUCCAUGAUGAGGUGAAGAAGCUGUUCUGCCGCACUGAUCAGAAGUCCAUCUGUUCUCUCUGCUCUGUGGAGGAGCAUAAAGGCCACCACACAGUGUCAGCGGCAGCAGAAAGGACUGAGAGGCAGAGAGAGCUGGAGGGGAGGCGGCAACAAAUCCAGCAGAGAAUCCAGAACACACAGAAAGAAGUGAAGCUGCUCCAGCAGGAGGUGGAGGCCAUCGAUCAGUCUGCUGACAAAACAGUGGAGGACAGUGAGAAGACGUUCGCUGAGCUGAUCCGUCUCAUCCAGAACAGACGCUCUGAUGUGGAGCAGCAGGUCAGAUCCCAGCAGCAAACUGCAUGGCUGCUCCUCCGGCAGCAGGCCUAUAAGGUCAGCCUGGCCGGGUCGCUGUUUUUCGCCGGGCUGCUGGUGGGAAACGUCGUGUUCGGGCCGCUCUCCGACAAGAUCGGCAGGAGGCCGGUUUACCUGACAGGUUUCUUCCUCCUAAAGGCAGUUGUUUCCUCCCUGGGUUAA